This is a messenger RNA of Diorhabda sublineata, 12083 nucleotides long. RefSeq names its product cyclin-T. Gene Ontology annotation, cellular component: nucleus; cyclin/CDK positive transcription elongation factor complex. The transcript has 8 exons. The record is from RefSeq and is a predicted model, not a curated record. The coding region runs from base 630 to 3818 and encodes 1062 amino acids. NCBI's taxonomy places the organism in Eukaryota, Metazoa, Arthropoda, Insecta, Coleoptera, Chrysomelidae. Gene Ontology annotation, molecular function: cyclin-dependent protein serine/threonine kinase activator activity. Gene Ontology annotation, biological process: regulation of transcription by RNA polymerase II; positive regulation of DNA-templated transcription, elongation.
AUUCGUGGAACCAUGUUAGUCAAGUCUAUAUCUAAACGCUUGUGUUUGUCCGUAAAAAAUGUGGUAUUAUAAACAAUUACAUUAAAGUGUAUCUAUUAAAAUAAGUGUUAAUAAUUACCUUGUUGCGGGAUAUAUUCUAAAUAUCCUAAAUCUUAGUUAUUUUAAAUGAAUUUAUUAUAGUUAGUUCGAAUAUUGUUCAGCAUGGUUGGUUGACCAUCGAGUAGUGGAUAACAUCAAUUUUUGCGAUUUUGUGUAUGUACGAAUUCAAGUAAUUAAAACUAUAUUAUUAUUAUCAAAAAAUACCCUAAUUUAUACAGCAACAAAUAUACUUUAUUUAGAGGUAACAUACUUCAAUAUACGGUUUGUAAGUUUCACAAAAACUGCAAAUAAUCGCACACCACAAACACAUUGGAAAACCCCAAAUCUCAGUGACGCAAUUAAUAACCUCCAUUUCUUUUUGUGAUAAAAGUGCUCGUCUUAAAUUCACUCAUUUUGAUUUAAAGAAAUUAGUGUUACUUUUUUGAGUGAAUUAUUAUUUUUGAGUCACGUUAGUUAAUAGUUAUUUUGAUGGACUUUAGUUCUAAAAGUUGUAACGCCACCAGCGUUAAAAAAAUCGUUGUAACUUGUAAAUGGCUAACCCGACGAACCCGAGCGAUAGGUGGUAUUUUACAAAGGAACAGUUAGAAAAUACGCCAUCAAGAAAAUGUGGCUUCGAUGCACACAAAGAGCUUUCCAACCGACAGCAAGCUGCAAACUUCAUUCAGGAUAUGGGACAGAGAUUGAAAGUAUCUCAACUAUGUAUCAACACAGCCAUAGUGUACAUGCACCGGUUUUACGUUUUCCAUUCGUUCACACACUUCCCUUGGCAUCAAAUGGCGGCUGCAGCUUUAUUUUUAGCAGCCAAAGUAGAAGAACAACCAAGGAAAUUGGAAUAUGUUAUCCGUGUAGCAAAUAUUUGUAAAAAUAGCAGAGAUACAACUAUUGAUAUUAAUUCAGAAAGGUACAUUGCCCAGUCUCAAGAUUUGGUGUUUAAUGAGAACGUGUUGCUUCAAACUUUGGGAUUCGAUGUGGCCAUAGAUCAUCCUCAUACCCACGUGGUAAGGUGCUGUCAUUUAGUGAGAGCUAGUAAGGAUCUAGCUCAAACUUCGUAUUUUAUGGCUAGUAAUAGCUUACAUUUAACAACAAUGUGUAUACAGUACAAACCGACAGUAGUAGCUUGUUUUUGCAUCCUGGUUGCUUGCAAAUGGUCUAAUUGGGAGAUCCCGUUGUCUUACGAAAAAAAAGAAUGGUAUUCCUACGUGGAUCCCUCUGUAACAGCUGAGCUGUUACAACAAUUAACCGAAGAAUUUUUAGUGAUAUUUGAAAAGUGUCCUUCAAGGCUAAAGGAGAAAAUUAUGGCCAUAGCCGAUAAUGUUAGUCACAUUCCUUCGCACCAUAUUAUCUCGCCUUUUGAUGAUCCUAAGAAGAAGCAUCAACCAGAGGAAGGGAAAGACGGACAUUCCCACAGAUCUUCUGGUUCCGAUAAUGACCCUCAUAAGCACAGAUCAUCGCGACCACACGAAAUGGGUACCACUAGCAGUAGUAGUAGUACUGGUAACAGUACCCAGCAUCAUAGAGAAAGAGACAGGGAGAGGGAACGUCGCGAAAGACAACAACAACAACAAAAAGCUAUUGUGGGAAGCGGUAGUAGUAGUAGCAGCAACUCCGCAGGUGGUAACAGCAGUAGUAUGAAGUCUUCUUCUCAUCAUAGCAGCAGUAGUGGUCAUCAUAGACCAGAACGACCGCCUAUGGAUCCGAAAAUGAAACCACCGUCGCGACCUCAUUCCAUGCCCUAUCCACAACCCAAGGAUAUUCUAAGAGAAGCAGCAACGAGAGAUUCGCCGUUCGGAUUAGCUAGAGAUUCUAAUAGAGAUUACACCAAGGAACCUCAUCUGGCACGUUCCGAUAACAAAGAUCCUAACAAACGCGAUUACCAGUAUAAAAAUAAUAAUCAAAAUCCGGAUAUGAACAAUACAAAUUCGUACAGCGACGCAAGAUUGAACUAUUCGUCGGAAAAACAAAGACUCGAUUCUAAUGGUAGAUCUAGAGUAGAUCCGAAUAAAUUAACUUCGAAUACGUCUCGUAAUAGACAAGACGAAUCGAAAUCUCAUUUAGAAAAUAUUAAGAAACAUUUAAGUGCGGCACCUCAGGAUAAAAAUAGUAGUUAUCUUAAUAAACCGGUUGCCGGUAACGAAAUACCGAAAUCCGUCCCGAAGACUAACGUAACCCCGGUUAAUUCUAAUAACAAUGUGAAAGUGACUAAUACGAACAGUGGUACUUAUGCUCCGCCUAUUAAUAGCGAUAUCAAACCGAAAAUUGAACCGAUCGUCGUUAAAGAAGAGGUACCGACACCUCACGUCAUUAAAAGACCGAGUUUGUUUUCCCCCGAAAAAACUCCUCCGCAAAAAUACAGUGUUCCUAAUAAUACCGCGACCGAUAAUAUUAUGUCAUUCGUUUCACCUCUAACGUCUCCGGUGGCUAUCAAACGGGAGAGAAAUUAUUCCAGUAGUUCUGAACCAGAGUUAAGGCCGGUUAUGAAGAAAAUUGAUCAAGUUGAAGGGUUCGAAACUUUGAUGCGCGAUAACACGAUAGGAAUUGAUAAAGAUAGACAAACGCCCGAUCACAUAAAUAAAAUUAUUGAAGAUAACAACGCCGUCAAUGUUCAGGAUAUUAAACAACAAAUCGAGAGUAACGGCGAUGAUAGUACCGCUAAUAAUUCUAGGUUACCAUCACUUCCACAGCCAACAGUUAAUGGUCUGGUAUCUACUGAUCCAACCGUCAUUAGUAACUUGUUGAAAGAAGCCUCUACGGUUUCUCAUCUACCACCAGUUAUAAAAACCGAAAUUGUAACAGAAGCGCAAACUGACAAAAACCAUUAUCAUCAUAAAAGUAAAAAGAAGAAUAAAGAUAAACACAAACACAAAGAUAAAAAUAGAGAGGACAAGGAAAAGAAAAAGAAGCAUAAAGAUAAAGAACGCGAGAAACAUAGACACAGAGAAAAAGUACCGGAAGUUACGCCGACUCCAGCUAUCGAACCACUCGUUUUGAAAAUCCAGAAAGAUAAAAUAAUUAGGGAUUCGCCUUCCCAAGGACUGAAAAUCAAAAUACCGAAGAAUAAGAUAAAUACCGAAAAUAUUUCAGAAUUAUCUCAUAAUGCAGCACCUAUAGUCGCCCCUAUUACGGAGGGCAUCAAAUUGAAGAUUCCCAAAGACAAGCUCAACAAUUGCCCCAAUUUGGACAGUAGCAUGUCGAGGAAAAGAGAGCGGGAUAGAAAGGACCGGAUUUCUCCGGAUGGUCCUCCAGCGAAAGUGUCAAAAUCCAGUAUUAAAGAAGCAAAAACGAACGGAAAAUACUCCAAUAAUAAUAAGGUAAGCCCACCUAACGUAGUUAACAACAAUCAAAUUGUUCAACAACAGAUGAAUCAACAAAAUAUUGUAAUUAACCAGCAACAGGAGUCGACUAAUAACUACCAAAAAAUGUUUUCGACACCACCCCCACCGCCGCCACCACCACUACCACCUAUUCCAUUACAAAAUCCGGCACAUACACAGAUGUAUUAUUACGAUCGAAUGCCGCCUCUACCAAUGCCCAAUUUGAAUGUACCACCUCCCUCUUAUAAUAUGUAUAAUUAUUAUAAUCAGAAUUAUAUGUAUCAAGGGGCCGGGAUGUAUAAUCACCCCCCUAUGAUGCACGGGCCCCCGUUAAUGCAUAAUAAUAAUUCAAUCCCUCCUUUACCGAUGGACGCGCCGCCACAACUACCUCCGCCACCACCUGAAUAAGGGAAAACUUUCUCUGGAAAGGGGCGAAGAAAUAUUAGUUUCAUACAAGCUGUUUAAGAGGGAUGAUUUAAUUAUGAUUUUUUGGCAUAAAUUUGGUUGAUUGAUUUAAUCAAAUUUCUUUUAUAUCGCUCUGUCAAUAAAAAAUCAAGAGGGGUUGAUGACGUUUCUGAGAAGUUUGAAAUAUAUUUUUGUUUACAAAUUUCGAACUCAUUUUGUUUUUUGCAUUCUCUUUAUUUUCCCAAUCAAAAAUCUUUUUCUUAUAGAAAAAAUUGAAUAUAGAAUCAUCCAUAUGGUUCAGAAUUCAAACUAUUGUCAUACUACUGCUCCUAAACAUGAUUCAUCUUGCAUUUACUAGCGAUCAUUAGAUUUAAAUUUUUUUUCCAUUAUUAAUAAUUUUUUUACUUACAUUGUUGUUACCUGGGUUUUAUCUGUAAACUUCCAUUUAUCUUUGUGCUUUUAUACUUUCACUUAGUAGCUACACUAAAUUUUUAGUCUCAUUAGGUCAUUUUGAUCUGGAAUAUUUCGAUGUUAAAAUAAAUGGUGUAUCCUGUCUUUGUACUUUUGGGUAUAUUUGUUGAAUUCUUUUUGCUACGUUGAGGUCCCAUAUACAUAUUUGCAGAGUUUUCGGAAGUUGGUAGUUCACUGGAUAGCGUCCAGUGAGCAUCCCAGUAACUCUUCUUAACUCAAUGACAGGAUCUUUUGAAACCAGUUGGUAAAAUGAGAAAUAAAUCUCUUUAAGUCGUCUUGAAGGAGUAGCUGGAGCAUCUCGAAGUUAAAAUAGAUAGUGUAUCCUGUCUUCGUAGUUUUGGGUAUAUUUGUUGAAUUCUUUUUGCUAUAUUGAGGUCCCUUUGUAUUUUAAAUAUAGUAUGGAGCAUCCAGAAUACUACGAAGUAAUUUUUUGAUAUUUUGAAAGGGUACUGUUUAUUGAUCUUGCACAGCCUCUGAGAUGUAGUCCGUGUGCCCAAAUCUGUCUAUAGGGGUGGAUUACUCUCCUUGUUAUAGUUUUUUUGUCGGUCCUAGCUUUGUUUGUCAGCUUUAUUCUCCAUCAUUUUUUAUUUCUGCAUUUCGCUUUCCAGUCUACCAUUUCUAGGAUUGUGGUAUCUUCUUCGAUUUGGUUUUUCCAGGUAAUUCACUAUAUUUUGUCUACAUCUUCCAAUUAAUGUGAUAUUUUUCUUUCCAAUUUGAAAAAAUGUAAUUAAAUCACUUAUUAUCUACUUUAGACUCUUCAUUUUCUUGAUCUUCUCUUUUUCUUUUACUUUUUUUACUGUUGGAUAUUUUUAUCAGAAAAAAAAUUAGUGGGAAAUUUGAUGAUUGUUAUGAAAUAUUUCUUCCUAUGCUUUGCCCCUUUCUUCACUUAAUUUAAAAUGUAGUAGAAAAUUCAAUUUAGUUUUUUUAACUAUUAAAUAAAUGAAUAUAAAAUCGGGUUUAUUACAUAUAAUGUAAAAACUAGAUAAAAAAAUUAAAAAAUUUCUUAUAUUAAGAAUAUAGAAAAAAAAUAAUUAUAUUUACUUUAAAAAAGUAUACUAGAGUCCGUUAGUACUGAUUUUCUUUUAACCCCUUAACUAUUCAGCGAUAAUAUAGGAUGAGUUAUAAUUUAAACCGAUAUUUGUUUGUAAAAAAGACAUUUUAAAAAAUUUAUACGAUUAUUGUUCUUUGUUAUGGGGUUGCAGCAUUUUUAAAAAUCUUCAUUUAUAAAAUGUUAACCACCCUAUUGUAUUUAAUUUUAUUGUUAGGGGUAGCUCUAAUGUAGGUUCAAAUGUCUUAACUAAUAUAUAUUCUCCUUUACCAUAUAACUUAUAAAUUAAUAUACAUCAUCCUGUAUUAAAUUUGAAUAUGAUUUCAAUUUCGAAAUAAUCUUGACUGAAUUUUCUGUAAUUUGAGGGAUAUUUUUUUAAUUCUAUGAAAUAAAACCUCGCCCCGACAAUAUUCCUUUCUUUGCGGUCCAAUAAAAUGAAGAUUCGUAUAAUAAUUCGAAGGAAAAUCCUGUUUCUAGCUUACAUUUAAAGGAUUUACUAUUAGAAAAUGAUUUAAUUGGAUGUGGGGACAUUAUAUAGAUAAACAGUUUGUUAUUUAUAUAUAAAAAAAAAUAAAAAAAUGUAGAGAUAAAAUUUCCUUUCAAAUUUAAAUUAAUUUUGAUAUUCUUGCAAUUAAAACAAAGGUAUUUGUAAUGAACAAUUCAAAUUUGUAGCUCGAAAAUUAAUAGUGUAUAAAAAAAUAAAUGAGAAUUGUUUUUUUUUAAUCAUAUCUACAAAGUCUAACAACUAACCUCAAAAUUAUAUAGAUUUUAGUUUUAUUUGAAAGUUUUGUAUCAUUAAAUUUUUUUUUCCUUUUGAGGAAAUAUUGGAAAGAAAAAUUAGUUAAAAAAUGUUUAAGUGAUAUAAAACAUUUUAUUAAGAAUUCUCAACCUCUACAUUUUAUUAUUAAGAUUUUCUCUUACAUAUCUUUUUAUUUUUGAGAUAUUUUUCGAGAAAAUGUUUUCUGUAUGGUUUUAAUUAUUUUCAAUCCCCAAAUGACUUAAUUUUUCAACUAAAAAUCCUUUAAAUAUAUGUGGCAAUGAAUUUUAUUAAAAAAUUUUAUUGGACUACUGUAAGCAUGAUUCCAAUUGCUACUGUAGCAUCUAACUAUACUAAAACAUUAUCAAUAUUUUUAACUUUUAUUACUAAUUACUUGAUGAAUAUCACACUUUGUGUCAGUUUUUUAUAUUAAAAAAAUCAAAUACAAACUUUUAAGGUUCCCUGAGCGUUUUAAAACAAUUUUCUGUAGCUCAGUUUGUCAUUUUCAUCGUACCAUUAAAAACUUGGAAGCUAGGACUGUUUAUUAACUACCCCAAGUUUUUUAUUUCAAUUUUUUGGUUUAAUAAACAAAAUAAAAUCCAUCAUUUACAGUUUGCUUAUGUUAUUCAUGCAGUACUAAACUAUAUUUCGGUACCAAUUAAUAUGCAAACAGAUAUUGUUACAUAGUUUAUUCAUUUGAGGUACUCUUAGCAUUUUAUAACAAUUUGCUGUAGCUUGGUUUGUUAUUUUCACCGUACCUUUAGAUACUUAGAAGUUAGGAAUGUUUAUUAGCCACCCCAAGUUUUUUUUGGAUUUUUGAAGUUCUGUAUUACCAAAAAUUGAUUUAUAUUUACACUGAGAAAAAUAUCUUUCAUAUUUAUUAUAUUAUAAUACAAUUUGUGAUGUUCACUGGCGAUUGAUAAUAAUAAUAAUAGUUCCCUCACUUAUUUCUCUAAUCGCAUGUACCACUAACUUUCCCUUUAAAUAUUAGUAUGUAAAGUUGUGCCACACCGUACAUUUUUAAAUAUCCUUAGAUAAGUAAAGUAUUUAUUAAUUUUUUUUUUAAAUUUAUAUCAUUAGAUUAUUAGUUAUUUGCUAAUUGUUAUUUUUUUUUGGUAGUUUAUUAUUAUUAUAUAAAUAUAUUUACUGUUGAUUUUUUAAAAAUUUGUAGACGGUAAUAAUAAAAAUAGAAAAAAUUGUAUUUCACAAUAUCGACGUUGUUCUGGAAAUAGUCACUAAGUCCAAAAAGUCACUUUGAAGUGAUACAGUUGUAAGGUUUAGAGUAAAUUAAGCAGCGCUGUAGAUGAAUUAUUAGGCACUACCACAACUACAUGUAGUACUUAAUGAGUUUUUUUCAGUCUGUAGAUUCGUUAAUUUCAAAUAGAGUGGUGAGAAUCUAUUAAAUUGCUGAAAAUUAGAGUCGGUGACUUUUGCCACAACAACGACACGUUCUUGAGAUCAAUAACCACUUAGACUAAUCUGUUGAUGACGAUUAAACCUGAAGGGAUGUAUCGGUUGGUACUGUAUGUACUAAAACAGAUAGAAAUCCUUGGAGGGGUUCCAAAAAUUCACAAUCCAAUAAAUCUUGAGUAACUACUAGUUGAUUUAUUCAAUUUUUAAUAUGUGAAAUAUAAUUUUUUAAUUCUUUAUUUUCUUAUAGACCAUUUUCACCACUGAUUCGAUAGGUAUACAAUUAGGAAUAAUUUUACAAUGUUUGCAUGCUGUUGUUCCAUUUUGUAUUUUUUUUUUGUUAGCAUGGUAUAUUUUUGCGAGUGUGAUGCAAUUGAAAAAGUAGUAAUGUAAAAACAUUUUGAGAUAUGUGUAAAUAUUGUUGUCAAUUUAUUUAUUAUUAUUUUUUUUUAAAUAAAUGUUUACGAAAAUUCAAAUUUUUAUUUGCGAACACCAAAUAUCUCAAAUUGUGAACCUGUAAUGUAGUUAGAAUAAUCAAGGUAAGCAAUUAUUAUAUUUUAUUUAACAAUAAAAUCAAAGUAUGAUAUGGAAAAUUACAAUUUUUUUGUUAGUUUAUACAAAGUGAUAGAUAAAUUUAAAAAGUAUUUUCCGGAGACCAAAUUUGAAAACUGGGUCAUUUAUUUUCUUAAAUCGUUUAAUUUUUGCAAAUUGAAUACUUUAGUUUAUUAUAAGGGGGUUUACAAGAUUGCAGUAGCUUGGAAUAAAUAGUAAAAAAAUUGUAACUAAUUUAGUACUUUUUUAUAUAUAAAUAAAUAAAAAUAGGUUUCAAUUUUCGAUUAGUUAUAAACAUGAUUGUUUAGAUUAGAUUAGAUGUGCUAGAGUCUAAAGGCCGUGAAUCUACCUCGCUAACACUUUGACUUAUUGAUGUAUAGUCUACCCUGGACUGUUCAUCAGAUUUUGUGAAGUGAAAUGAAUGUUUAGUUGACUUAGUACUUGAGCAAAUAGGCCUUUUAGUCAGUAGUUUUUUCAAGUAAAUAGAAGGUUUUGUUUUUCGAUUGGUUAUAGAUAUGAUAGCUCAGUUCAUUUGACUAUUGAAGUUUUAGUUUCGAUUAGCAACAAUUCAUUGAAAUGUCAUUUCAUCAUCCUCAUACAAGAACCGAGUAAAUUCAAUGAUUUAGUACUUGAGCAAGUAGGCCUUUUAGUCAGUAGUUUUGUGAAGUAAAUAAAAGUAGGUUUUGUUUUUCUAUGAGUAGAUCAACUAUUUGAAAACUUGUAGAAAAGCAGUAAAACAAAGGGAGAAUUAUUUUAUUUAUUGAUUUGAGUACUUGUUUCAGUUACACCGGAAUCGUGUGAAUCCCCUUUAUCACCAGAAUGAGUUGUUAUGAGCAGAAUCUAAUAAUUGAUUUAAAGCCUAAAUAUAAUGAAUAAUAAAAUAAUGGUUGGAAAUCACAUUUCCCUAUAUAUAAAGAUACUUAAUAUCGAAAUAUGAUUAAAAUUUUAUAAAUGAAAAUGAAAUUUAUGUUUGCAGAUGUGAUAAUGUUAAAUUUAAGUCACUCGCUUGAAUUUUCAGCACCGAAUCAGCUUCAGCUACACUACAAAAUUGCAAAGCUAGUUAUUUUCAACCGAACCAUGGUUUUAUAUCAACACAUGCUAUUUAUUUAUACAUUAUGAAUAUUUAGUUGAAUUUUUUUAAAUGGGGGCAAAAAUUUAUCUAAUGGGGUUGAAACGUUUAAAAAAGGAUUGCUAAUUAUAUGUGGUGGUGGUUUCCCGAAUUUAUAUUAUAUCGUUACCGUUUUUGUUUUAUGUUGUGAUGUAAGAUGCUUUGAAUUUUUGUAAAGAACAGGUCCGGACUGGGUGAGGCAUAUAAAAAAGGUUUUACAUGUUUUACAUCUAAACUUGAGUCGAAAAUGAAGAAAAGUGUUUUUUUUUCUCUUAAAUCGGUUGGUUUAGUAACAAAAAAGUUGAAUUUUUGCUUAACAAAUGUCAUAUUAUUUAAACUUUUGAUAAUAAAAUAAAUACAAAACGACUAUUAGGUGAGGGUAGCUCACUGCUUUCGUUUUGAGGUUAUAUUUCGAUUGUUCAAGGUAGUAUUUUGUAUAUUGACGUCGAUUAACUGAUUUAAGUACGUAAAAAUAUUUUUUUGUGUAUUUUAAAUAAAUAAGUCAUAGAUUUUAAUUAAUAUUAUCUAAUCAAAAUAUUUUUGAAUAGUAUUUAUUGAAAUUAAUGAUUUUCAACUUUCUUAUAAUUCAUUUGUUUUCAAUUUCGUUUUCUUUUUUAUCACAAUAAUUUUAAAUCAAUAUAAACAGCAUUUUCACAACAUAAUAUUGAUUAAUUAAUUGUUUGAUCAAUUAUUGUCGAAUUUUUUUAUAUCUUUCAUUAUUUAAUUAUGCCAAUAUACAAAGUACUAAAGAUGAGUAUCGAAAAUAGUUAAAUGACGUUUCGGAGCGGUAAUUUGGGUAUUAGGUCCGUCGGGACGGUCCAGUCCGGGCCUGAGCAGACGGAUGUCGUAUUAAGGAGAUUUGGUGCUUUACAGGUGGUGCAAUCAGGUGAAGGCGCAACGUCACUAUCGAUACACAGGUUGGCCGAAUCUAAGUAUACACACAAGAGUUCCACGUCCUAGAUAAGUGACUUACAUACAUACAUGAUGUUCCUUUUUUUAUCGGGAACACCCUGUAUACGAAGUAGAAUUACAGAAUCUGGGUGUCAAAUAUUGUGGUUCCUCACGAUUUGGAGAAAAUAGUUGGAGAAUCGUGUUGAUUAUGGACUACAACAAUUUCUGACUAUUUUCUGAUACAAUUUUUGUUUAAGUUUUUUUUUUAGUUACAACAUAGGUUUAGAGACUGAUUUUUUUUUUCUAUUUGACAAGCGACGGACGAAUUUAUAUCUUGCUUCAACAAAUUAUAAAAAAAAUUACAUAAAUUUUUAUUCCAAAAAAAGUUAUACAAUCGUUCUUUUUAUUUAAAAUGAUUAUUUUAUUUAAGCCAUUUUUAAUUUAUUUAUAUACAAAAAAUUAUUUUUUAUAAUCCAUUUGUUUAGCGAAGUGAAAGCAAUAAUGAUAUGGUGUUACAGGGUGGUUAUAACAUUUACACUUUUAUAUAGUUUUAUGGUAUAUUUUUUUAUGUGUAAUUCUUAUAUUUACUAUAUAUACAAUCUGUUUCUUUUUUUACUUUACAGAGUGUAGGGGUGUUAAUUUGACAAUUUAGAUAAUUCCUUUUAAAAAGUUUGCAGUUCUUUUCAUUUUCCUCAUAAUUUUUCGCUUCAACCCGUGAUUUUUCCUUUUUUAUGAUUUUUCCUUUCGUAUUGUCCCAUGCUGCUCGGUGUCUUCCUUUUUUCUGACAUUUUCCUUUCCCAUAUUUUCUUGACUGGCAUAGGUGGCCCCACCAAAUUAGUUGUGUCCUUUGUAUUUAUUCCUGUAUGAGUUCAACGUUUAAAUCUUAUUUUCUCUUUUUUAAGAUUUUUCCUUUCUUGUUGUCCUAUGUUGCUCGAGGUCUUCCUUUCCCAAAUUUUCUUAACUGGCACUGUGUUAUCCAUCCUUUGUAGAUGGCCCCCAUCAAACUAGUUGUCUCCUUUGUAUAUACAUAUUAAUAUUUGGGUUCAACGUUUAAAUUUUAUUUUCCGUUUUUUAAGAUAUUUCCUUUCUUGUUGUCCCAUGUUGCUCGAGGUCUUCCUUUCUCCUGACAUUUUCCUUUCCCAUAUUUCCUUAACUGGCACUGUGUUAUCCAUCCUUUGAAGGUGGCCCCCACCAAACUAGUUGUCUCCUUUAGGUUCAACGUUUAAAUCUUUUUUAUGUGCGAUUUUCUGAGUGUAUCUCUGCUGUAACACUUUUGCUUUUUGUAUUUUUCUGUAAAUAUCAAAGAUUCACAGCCAUAUGCGAGAAUUUCCUUUGGAGAUUUCUUUUCUUGUUAAUGAAACCUCCUCUAUUCUAUAGUUAAAUUCUAAAUCCAGUCUUCUUGUUUUUUCUAGCAUAAUUCCUAUGUAUUGGAAGCUACUAACUUGUUCUUUAAACUUCUCUUCAACUCUGAUUUCAAUUUUUUCUUUUACAUUUUCCACGACCAUAACUUUAGUUUUCUUUUUGUGCAUUUUCAUUCCGUUUUCUUUGAAUACUUGGUUCCAGUUGUUUAAAUUUUCUUGUAGAUCCUUCUGAUUAUCUGCUAUAAUUAUCAUAUCAUCUGCAUAUUUAGUUGUCGAAAUCCAUUAUGAAGAGGUUUAGUUUUUUUUUGUACUUCUAAAUUAUUCAUCCAUGAAACCUAAGGAUAAUAAUGGACUCAGACUGUCUCCUUGUCGCACUCCUUCAUCUGUUGUGGACGUCUUUGAUUUCAUGUUUCUUUAUACGGGCAAUUAGUGACUAGUGGGACUUUAUCGAAAGCUUUUUCCAUAUCUAAGAAUGUAUAAUGAUUUGGAUCUUGCCAUUAUUCUAUAAAUUAUUUCUUUUGUAGUGAACUCAUGAUCUUUUGCUCUUCUGCUUUUCCUGAAUUCACUUUGCAUCCUUUCCAAAGUUGGUUCUAUUUUAGCUCGCAGCUCUUUUAGUUUUGCACUGGUCGUAUCAAAACCAUUCUUUUCUUGAGACUUAAGAAAUAUGUAU